Messenger RNA from Chaetomium globosum CBS 148.51, 831 nucleotides. RefSeq lists its product as uncharacterized. The transcript has 2 exons. The record is from RefSeq and is a predicted model, not a curated record. The coding region runs from base 1 to 831 and encodes 276 amino acids. NCBI's taxonomy places the organism in Eukaryota, Fungi, Ascomycota, Sordariomycetes, Sordariales, Chaetomiaceae.
AUGAAGACCACCCUUUCUGCGCUGGCCCUUGUGGCUCUCUCCUCUGCCACCCCCGUCUCCCUCAAGGAGCGCCAGGGCCAGAGCACUGGCGACGGUCCGUUUGCGCCAGCGGGCUACUACACCUCCAACGCCCUGCAAGGCCACACCUUCUACGCGCCCAAGGAGAUCCCGGAGGGCACCAAGCUGCCCGUCAUGCUCUGGGGCAACGGCGGGUGCUCGGCAGACGCGACGGGGCAGGCUCCCUUCCUCACGCAACUCGCAUCGCAUGGCGUACUCGUCAUCGCGAGCGGCACGCCGGGCGGGCAGGGCAGCACGACGGCCGACGUCAUGAAGCAGUCGAUCGACUUCAUCAGCACCAACGCGGGCCAGGGCGACUUUGCCAGCGUCGACGCCUCGCGCAUCACGGCCGCCGGCUGGAGCUGUGGUGGCGUCGAGGCCUACGCCCAGAUCUGGGACGACCGCGUCCAGAGUGUCGGCAUCUGGAGCUCGGGCCUGCUGACCAACUACACGGCGGCCGAGAACUUCCGCAAGCCGGUGUUCUUCUUUCUGGGGGGGCAGAGCGAUAUUGCGUUUGGCAACGGCGAGCGCGACUACAACGCCAUGCCCGCGGGGGUUCCCAAGUGGAAGGGCAACCUGGAUGUUGGCCACGGCGGUACCUAUACCGACUUUAACGGCGGCAAGUUUGGUGUGAUUGGCGGCCACUGGGUGGAGUGGACCAUGCGUGGCAACAGCUCGGCGUCUGCGUACCUUACCGGUGAUGGUGCGAAAGCCGAUGGCUGGCAGGUGGUCUCUGCGGACUUGGACAAGUUCAGCGUUGAGCCGAUUGCUUAG